GAUGCCCCCUCCUCCCUAUAAAAGAAGGGGUUGCCUAAGUGAGAGAGGAGGCCAAUUUUUACACUCUCCCCCGUUAACUUCCUUUCUCUCUCUAGAAUAAUGUGUAUCUUUCUUCUUCUUCAAGAGCUCAAAAGCUCUAUUAAUGGCUUCCUAGCCUAAAUCAUGUACCGUGUAUACCCCUGAUAUUAAUAAAAAUCCCCGUUAGCAAGGUACCGCCAAAUAAGACCCGUGGUUUUCUCCCGAUUUGGAUUUCCACGUCAAAAUUCCUGUGUUUAUAUUUUGGUGUACUUAUUUAGACUAGUUUAUCAUUUUUGCCGGGUUAAAAACGAUAUACCAGUCGAUAAUUUACACCAUCAUUUUGGCGCCGACCGUGGGACACAAACAAAAAGUUGUGUUUUUUGUUCAGCCAAUUUUUUCUCUUACCACACAAAGUGGGCAAAAAAAAAAGAGGGAGAGAGCCAUCUAUUCAAAAAAAAAGAGAAGAAGAGAGAUGCUGGGUCAGUGGGGAAGGAACGAAGAAGAUAAGGGAAGAAAAGGGGAAAAAAUUGGGGGCUUUUCUUCAAAAAUCCAAAAUGGCAAAGAGGAGUCGCCGCCCCACAGAUAUUGCACGAGUUGCCGGCCUCCCCCAAUUGGUCCAGCCGUAUCACCAAAAUCAUCGUCACCACCGAAGAACUUGAUCUCUGCCGCCAUCCCUAGUCGCAGCCCAGCUUUGUCCCCAGGUGAGUCGCGCCAUCACCGGCUCGCCGUUAACGCCAGCACCACCACCGUUCCUGGCGAGAGGGAGAUGUUUGUGGGGAUGGUGUGGAAUUGCGCAGCGGAUAUGAAGAUCCUCCUCACCACUGCUCAAAUCCGCCGUCGCCACCGCUGCUCAGAUCCGCCGCCGCCGCCGCUGCUCAAACCUACCGCCACCGCUGCUCAAAUCCGCCGUCGCCACCGCUGCUCAAAUCUGCCGUCGCCGCCGCUGCUCAGAUCCAUCGCCGCCGUUGCUCAAGCCCGCCACUGCCGCUCAUCAGGCCCUUCGUCUUCUGGAAAAAGCAGGGGUCCAAAAGGCUUCAAGUCCACAGCGGCGGAAAAAUCAAGAAUGCCCACAUCUUCCGGGAUCCGUAGAGAGCCAAAUCCGGGUUGAGAACGGAACCCAGAUCCGGAUUCUACAUUGCUGACGUCGUCAACGGCGAAAUCGUUCUUCUCGCCGGAAACCUCCAAAGAGAAGCCUAAUUCAAAACUAGGGAACAAAUUCCGGGGGCCAAGGCCUCUAACCACGGCAAGGACCGAAACAUAUGCAUAGAGAGCUAAGUCUCCGGCGAAGACCCGAUAUCGUAUUUCUACGUGGACGGCAAAAGGGUCCUCCAAAUCAAGCAUUUGAGGUUGAAAUUCAGAGACACCGGGAAAAUCAGAAUGGACGGGUUCCCGAUCUAGACUAUCUAGUCUCCUGGGGCGGCCAUAAAUGGCUGUUCAGAUUCAAGGAAGAAGGUCGCAGCUAGGGCGAGUGCCGCUCACGCGCCGCCGGGAGAGCGGGGAACAGCUGCAGGUUCGGGCCUGAGACGAAGAUGAUGAAGAAGGGGCUGCUCAGGACGGUGAAGAGCUCGUUGAUGUUGGCGUCUCGUCGUCGGCGUCCUGUAGUUCCGUGAUGGAGUGGACCGGCGCCGAGGAGAACAAACUCAGCUCACCGGGUUCUUUUUAUUGGGGUACGGAAAGGUUAUUAACUUUUUCCUAGUGCCUCUCCCCUUGUCCAAUAAGCACCAGCUAGAUUUCACUACCAAAGAAGAAAAGUGUGAGCAAAGAGUUAAAGUAUGCUGUACAAAUUCAAGCUCGUGAAUGCCUUAUUCUUAACAAAGAUAUGGGCCCACCAUUAAUUAAUGAGAAGAAGGGGCACUUGAUUUUAAAAGCAUCCAAAUCGAGUGGACGAAGAAUUCACAUGGCAAUUGGGAAAAGUACAAGACAUGCCAUUAUCUUGGUCCGACAAAUCAUUGCAUGAAGUUCGGCGGGGCCAUGAAGUUCACCUUCAAAUAAUUGCGUCCUUUUUUGUUCCAUACCUUUACAAAAAGGGAAAGGAAGACUGAGACACAGGCCCGGACCUGGCACGCCGGUUACUACACUGGUCUUGCUCAGUAUAAAAUAAAAAAAUAAUAAACCCGGAAGAGGGGCCCGGAAGAGGGUAUGUCUGCAAGAGGGCUAGACCUGGAAGAAGUGUCGAACCGUACUUACACGAGCCCAUGAGGUUUGACCGGUAUCGGGGAAUCAGCCGGUGCCGUCAAAUUGAUUGGGGAUUAAAAGAUGUCCAUUAAAAGAAAUAGAAAGGGAUCGUCCACCGUGGCGCAUCCUAUUUCUCCCUUCUCAGGGAAGACUUGAACGGGGGGUGAGCUAAGGCCUUCCCGGGAUAGUAAAUAUCAAAUGGCCAUUAAAAGACGUAAUCACCCGGAAGAGGGGGCCUGGAAGAAGGGUGCAUUUUGGGCCUUGGAGAGGGCUCGAAACCAUCCGACAUGGUUAAUUCUCCAAUGUUGAUCUGGCCCGGCCAGUAGCAUUAUCUUAUUGGAAGACUGAGACACAGGCCUGGCCUGACACGCUGGUUACUACACCGGUCUUGCUCACUAUAAUAAAGAAAAUAUGUGACCCAGUCAAACUGGUACACUGGUCUCUCACCAGUCUUACACAUAUUUUCCAAUAAGCCUGAGCUCAAUCGAAUUGGGUACACCGAUUGCACAUCGGUUUCAGCAAAAAAGUGAGCAAAGCUCAUAUCGGGGACGCCCGAUUCAUUUAAGCCCUCAAUCUGAGGCACUUUGAUCGAAGAUGAUCUCCGCGAGACAUGAAGAUAUUUACAUCAGUCAGCCGGGCUAACACUGAUCUUCAACAAAGCUACCGCAUCGGA
Cuscuta campestris is the source of this 2866-nucleotide messenger RNA. The record is from the annotation of a GenBank genome assembly. NCBI's taxonomy places the organism in Eukaryota, Viridiplantae, Streptophyta, Magnoliopsida, Solanales, Convolvulaceae.